This is a messenger RNA of Micromonas commoda, 684 nucleotides long. RefSeq lists its product as hypothetical. Bases 1 to 684 code for a protein of 227 amino acids. The record is from RefSeq and is a predicted model, not a curated record. Lineage: Eukaryota; Viridiplantae; Chlorophyta; Mamiellophyceae; Mamiellales; Mamiellaceae. Gene Ontology annotation, biological process: regulation of transcription by RNA polymerase II. Gene Ontology annotation, cellular component: core mediator complex; mediator complex. The transcript has a single exon. Gene Ontology annotation, molecular function: transcription coregulator activity.
AUGGCGACGGACGAGGAGGUGGCGUGGUGCGCGGAGCUCCGCCGCGCGGUAACCUCCCUUCAGGACAGCAUCGAUGCCGCGCGUUCCUUCGACCACGUGCGGCUCCCCGCGGACGGCCCGGUGAGCGCGGCGGACGUGGUGGAGUACGCGCGAAGGAUCUCGUACACGACGUUCGCGCCCGCGGGGUAUCAGCCCGGUGCGCCGCUGCACGGGAUCAUGCCGCCGGCGCCGCAGGACGAGCACUUCGCGGCGUCGCACCUCGCGGCACACGCGGCACAGGCGAGGCAGAGGGAGGAGGCGCGGAGGGCUAGGGAGAAGGCUGCGGAGGAGGCGAGGAAGGCGGCGAGCAGAGGGGAGAUGCCGCCGAUCGAGACCGUCAUCAAGCUGCUGUCGGCGUGGAAACCCGGGCAGCCGUGGCCCGCGGGGAUACCCGCGCCGCCGCCGGGAUGGAAACCGGGGGAUCCGCUGCAUCUGGGCGCGCCCAAGCCCAAGGAUGAUGGGGGUAAGGGAUCGGUACGGGUCGAGCCGCCCGCUCGCGUGGUUCCCGCGGCGGUGACGGCACCACCCGUCAAGCCGGCAAAGCCGGUGAUGCCCAAGGUGCCGUUCGUGAAGAUAGACCUCCACUCGGACUCGGACGAGUUCGAGGAGGUCUCCGCGUCGGACUACUCUUCGGACAGCGACUAG